Molecule: messenger RNA, 3527 nt
Organism: Struthio camelus australis
Lineage: Eukaryota; Metazoa; Chordata; Aves; Struthioniformes; Struthionidae
Product: deoxyribodipyrimidine photo-lyase
Biological process (GO): photoreactive repair
Molecular function (GO): deoxyribodipyrimidine photo-lyase activity
Source: RefSeq, a predicted model, not a curated record
UACGGGCGCUCUGCUGCGGUACAGGCAGACUGAGGACGCCAUCGGGGGCAGGUGCACGGCCAAGGGGUCACAUACCACCACGUUACUCCUGGCACGGUUGGUGAUCCCAUUUGCAACUGCCUGGUCCAGGCCCUGGAGGCCACAGUGUCGAUCCCAGCGUUGCCUGCCCACCAGGACCGUCUUGAGGAUGCCCCAGAAGAAAGAGAAGCGAAAAGCAGGUCAAGGGGGCAAGACUGAGGCCGAGCCAGACACCACAGAGUUGCCGCGUUUUCCUCCGAAGAGGAAUAAGGAGGAGGCAGCCCUGGGGAAGCUGGAGGAGGCAGUGCAGGAGGCCCGGCAGAAGGCAGCCCCAUCCGUGCAGGACUUCAAGUACAAUAAAAAGCGGGUUCGUCUUAUCUCACAGGGCUCUGACCUCAAGGACGGCGCUAAGUGCAUCCUCUACUGGAUGUCCCGAGACCAGCGUGUGCAAGAUAACUGGGCUUUCCUCUAUGCCCAGCGGCUGGCGCUCAAACAGGAGCUCCCUCUGCAUGUCUGCUUCUGCCUGGUGCCCAAAUUCCUGGAUGCCACCAUCCGCCAUUAUGGCUUCAUGCUGAGGGGCCUGCAGGAGGUGGCCAAGGAGUGCACAGAGCUGAACAUCCCCUUCCACUUGCUGCUGGGCUACGCCAAGGAUGUGCUGCUCACAUUCGUGGUGAAGCAUGGCGUAGGUGGGUUGGUGACAGAUUUCUGUCCCCUCCGUGUCCCCCAACAGUGGGUGGAGGACGUCAGAGAGCGGUUGCCAGAGGAUGUGCCAUUUGCACAGGUUGAUGCCCACAACAUCGUGCCCUGCUGGGUCACCUCCCCCAAGCAGGAGUACAGCGCCAGGACCAUUCGAGGCAAGAUCCACAGUCAGCUUCCGGAGUUCCUCACUGAGUUCCCUCCAGUCAUUCCACACCCGUAUCCCCCCUCCAGCCUGGCAGAGCCCGUUGCUUGGGAGGCCUGUUAUUCCAGCUUGCAGGUGGACCGCACCGUGAAGGAGGUGGAGUGGGCAACCCCUGGCACUGCUGCAGGGCUGGCUGUGCUGCAGUCCUUCAUUGCCGAGCGGCUGGAAUCCUUCGGCUCCCACCGAAAUGACCCCAACAAGGCAGCUCUCAGCAACCUGUCACCGUGGUUCCACUUUGGCCAGGUUUCCACUCAGCGAGCCAUCCUGGAGGUGCGGAAACACCACAGGAAGUACAAGGAGUCUGUGGACAUCUUUGUGGAGGAGGCUGUGGUGCGGCGGGAGCUGGCUGACAACUUCUGCUACUACAACAAGAACUACGACAGUGUUCAAGGUGCCUACGACUGGGCGCAAACCACUCUGAAGCUCCAUGCUAAAGACAAGAGGCCUUUUCUCUAUGAGCUGCAGGAACUAGAGCAGGGGAACACGCAUGACCCACUCUGGAAUGCUGCCCAGCUCCAAAUGGUCCGGGAGGGCAAGAUGCAUGGUUUCCUGCGGAUGUAUUGGGCCAAGAAGAUCCUGGAGUGGACCCGCUCCCCUGAGGAGGCUCUGCAGUUUGCCAUCUACCUCAAUGAUCGCUACGAGCUGGACGGGAGGGACCCCAACGGAUAUGUAGGCUGCCUCUGGUCCAUCUGCGGCAUACACGACCAGGGCUGGGCAGAGCGGGCUGUGUUCGGGAAGAUCCGCUACAUGAACUAUGCCGGCUGCAAGAGGAAGUUUGACGUGAGCCAGUUUGAGCGUCGCUACGCCCCCCACAAGCUCAAAAAGUGAAUGGUACUGCAGUGCCCAGAAUGCAAACAGGAUCAUGGACCAAGUGUGCCUCAUGAUUGCUUGUGCUCCUCAGUGCUUGAGGCAGACGGUGCCUUUGCCAAGAUGCUGGCUCAUACCCUGCCCUCUGACCAGGGACUGCCCUGGGUGCUGGUGGAGGAGACACUACAGAAAGCAGCAAGUGCCAGGGUGUUGGCAGGUUUCUUUUGUCUGGCAUUACAUCCCUGCUAGAGCUACUGUGCUAGGGCAGCUAUGCUAGAGCCUUCUUGGGGGCUGUGUGGGGCAGUUUAGCUGUCACAGCUUUACUCGUGUCUGUGAGAUUCCAUCCUCAGCAUGCCAGGACCUGUCGGAAAACUUCUUCAGCAGCUGUGCUCAGGAGUAAGCUGAAGUCUCCUUUGUUGCUGUAACCACAGCCUGGCUUUUUGCUGAGCAAGGCCUUUCUGGGGAAAAGCGCAACAAACCCAGCUCACUGUGCCAGGCUUCCUAGCGGCUUCCCUGCCUGCCACCCCCAGAGAAGCCCUGCUUCACUCGGUGCAGAGUGAGUGCUGUGGAGGGUUGCAUACGCAUUUCCCACAGAGUUACUGCCCUCUUGUUUUAAAGUUUACAGUCCCCAGCUCCUGUGUCUGUGGUGUUUAUGGAGCAACAUGCAGCACUGCUGCAUGGGGCAGGGAUGCAAGCAGGGAAGGGGCAGCUGGACUCAGGCCAAGCCCAUGCCACUGGGCCCCUUUGCCAGCAGUAAAGAAAAGCCCAGAAAGGGGAUGUGUUACAGAGAGCCUCUUACUCAACAGCUCACUUCGCCUGCCAGCAGCCCCUACUUCAGCAGGCAGUUUACAAAGAGGUGCUGCAAACCAGAUGGCUUAGUCAAGGGGUGGUGACAAUAACCCCUUCUCAGCCAUGGGCUCCCCCACCUGGCUAUGCAUCACCAGUCGCACAGGCUGCCCCCCCCCCCCCACCCCCCCCGCAAAGUCAGGGCUCCCUUACAGCCUGCUGUUGUCAUCAGCUACCCCAUCCUGCUCCCUCCUCCCUUCCUACCACACAGCCAACAAGCACUGUAGCAUUGACCCCCAGGAGGGGAUGCCAACAGUUCGUUCCACCCAAAGUGAUCUGCCACAACACAGACAGGCCUCUUACUUAUUAACUUAGUUUAUUAGGGACGGCAUUUUCGUUGCUAUGCUGUGCAAUAGUCCAGUGGGGAGGGCUCCACUCAAGUGCCAGGGCCGCCCCUUGUUCUCUACUUAUGAAGAGCUCACGCACCUUGACGAUUUCCAGUGUUACUCCUAUCAGUCAGUGCUGUGCUGCCAUGGGAAAAGCAGCAGUGUUAGUGUUGUGCAUAACCCUGCGCUGGAGACCUCCACCAGUGUUGGCGGUCCCUGGUGCUUCCAGACAGAGCCCAGAGUGGAGGGUGGAAAAUACAAAUAAACCAAAAUCCAUUCACUUUUCUAAACAUACUCAGUGCUUUUAGAAACAGCCGUGGGCAGUGUCUCGGCCAGUGUCCCACGACAUUAAAGUGCUUCAAACAAAACAGCGCGGCUGAAGUUGCAUUGCUCUGAGCCAGCUCCUAGGAGCGGGGGGGAAUACUGGCUCACACAUAUUUGGGAGGCAGGGAGGCUGUCACAAAUCUUUGCUGAGCUGGAUGGCAGCAUGUGGGGUCAGCUCAGAGAGCGAGCAGGCAAGAACGGAGGCAUUGCUCUCGAUUGGCAAGGUGGGACCAGCUGCUGGCAGCCCCAGGGCUUGCAGCGUUCUGGCUGGUGAACGCCCACUGGCUGAAACAGAAUGAGCAAAA